Messenger RNA from Parnassius apollo (apollo), 957 nucleotides. NCBI's taxonomy places the organism in Eukaryota, Metazoa, Arthropoda, Insecta, Lepidoptera, Papilionidae. The record is from the annotation of a GenBank genome assembly.
AUGAAUUCAAUUAACUGCAUAACGAGCACUUGCGAUGAACAAAAAUCGAAUAUUAAUAGAAAACGACUUGGCUGUGAUGUCGAUAAAGAAGAAAUGUUUUACUGUGAGUCAGAAACUGAAUAUGAUAGUGAAAAUGAAACUAUUGAUGUUAUUUGUGAAAACAGUGGGAUUUCAGUGCGGGACAACCUUCAGUUUAAUAACUUUACAAAUCCAUUUGUUCAUCCCGACGGAGUAUUCUUUUUCGAACAAAACUUAGAUGUUUGUUCUGAGAGGGAUGAAUUUAAAACCAAAAACAAUAGUUGUAAUAGUAAAGAAAUAAAGAAAAGUGACCAAAACUGUUCUAGUGACGGCAAAACAAAAACUUUCCUCAUUGACGAUAUCCUCGGUAAUCAUAAAAAAACUAGUUCAAAUAGUGAAAAAUCUAUUAUACAGUACGAUCGCGAUCAUUUCGAGGCAAACGCUGAUGAACACAAUGUAUCAUCAACGUCAACUUGUCAGGAGCUUACGGCUCUAAACAGCGCCGAACUGCUUGCGGGUCAUGCGUACGCGCACUGGUUGGCAAGUCAUCAACCCUCGACUACAUUUUAUGAUGACAAGAGCAGCAGAAGAACACGGCGAGCUGGGCCUGAACGCAAGCCACGGCAAGCAUACAGUGCUAAGCAACUUGAACGACUUGAAGCCGAAUUCAAAUUGGACAAAUAUCUCAGCGUAUCAAAGAGAAUGGAACUCUCAAAGGCGCUGGCUCUCACAGAAGUACAAAUAAAAACAUGGUUCCAAAAUAGAAGAACAAAAUGGAAAAAACAGUUGACGUCCCGAUUGAAAAUAGCGCAACGUCAAGGAUUGUUUCCCGGGCAGAUCUUCAGCCAUAGUCCGCAGGCGUACUCACUUUUAAAUCCGUACGCGUAUGCUCCACUUACUUGUGUUUUUACUCCAGUAACUUUACCAUCUACACCUUAA